This is a messenger RNA of Lytechinus variegatus (green sea urchin), 9297 nucleotides long. Its product is annotated as terminal nucleotidyltransferase 4A-like. The coding region runs from base 124 to 2598 and encodes 824 amino acids. Gene Ontology annotation, cellular component: nucleolus; TRAMP complex. Gene Ontology annotation, biological process: RNA 3'-end processing. The transcript is spliced from 10 exons. The record is from RefSeq and is a predicted model, not a curated record. Lineage: Eukaryota; Metazoa; Echinodermata; Echinoidea; Temnopleuroida; Toxopneustidae. Gene Ontology annotation, molecular function: poly(A) RNA polymerase activity; mRNA binding.
UACGCAUGCGCAAAUUUACAAACUUGGAUUUCUCGCCAUCUUGGAAAUUUUCUGCGCUGCCGAACAUCUGUCCAUCAGAGAAAAUUACAUCGAAAUCAACAAAACGCCGCAUUUUAUAUUUGAAUGGAUCCAAGGGUGACUUGGUACCAACCUGAACAACUUGGUAGAGCCACCGAUCUCUGGACCCAGAUAUUCGACAGCGCAACAUUGACAGAAGAACUGCAAAAUUUUCACGUUGGCGAUAGCAUGAGCAAAGGUGGGACUGGCAGCCCUUCCCCCAACUCUCGGAGCGGUGCAGGCACUCGAACUGCGCCAGAUUACAUUCCUCUGAACGGAGACAAUACAUCACAUUCAAGAAAGAAGAAGGGAGCAAACGGCUUUAUAUUUGGUGACAGACAGGAAACUAUCAACAGAAAAAGGAAGGAUAAUCUAGCAAGUACAUACGAUUGGAAUCAUUCUGGAAAAUUAAGAAAUGGGGGAACACCAUGGCGAAUGCCAAGCCAGCGGUACUGCGGAAUCAUUGGAUUGCAUCAUGAGAUAAUUGACUUUUAUCAUUUUAUGCUCCCUCGUUAUGAGGAGCAUCAUAUGAGGAGAGAAGUAGUGCAGAGAAUACAAGGAAUUGUCAGAUCAAUAUGGCCCAAAGCAAAGGUGGAGAUUUAUGGGAGCACACGAACAAUGCUGUAUCUUCCUACUAGUGACAUUGACUUGGUCCUCUUUGGUGAUAUCGGUGAAAGUCCAUUCUUCAGACUUGGCAAUGAGCUGGAGAAAAGUGGAAUCGCUGAACAAGGAAGCAUCAAAGUUUUGGACAAGGCAUCGGUUCCAAUAGUGAAGUUGACAGAUAAUGUCACCAAAGUUCGUGUUGACAUCAGCUUCAACAUGCAAACAGGGACUGACUGUGCCAAACUUAUUGAGGAGUUCAUCUGUCAGUUUCCUAGCCUGCCUUUCAUGGUGUUUGCACUGAAGCAAUUCCUUCUUCAAAGAGACCUCAAUGAAGUUUGGACAGGUGGUAUCAGCUCAUACAGCCUCAUCCUCAUGAUUGUCAGUUUCCUCCAGUUGCAUGCACCACCAGAGCCUGAAAACCUUGGAGUACUCCUGAUUGAGUUCUUUGAGCUGUAUGGUAAUAACUUCAACUACUUCAAGACAGGCAUCAGUGUGAACGAUGGAGGUUACUACUUCUCUAAGGAGGAUGCCCAGCGGACUAUGACUCAGGGUUACCGCACAUCUAUGCUAUGUAUCGAGGAUCCACUCAACCCAGGUCAGGACAUCACCAAGAACUCUUAUGGAUUUAUGUCUGUGAAGCAGGCCUUCCACUAUGCCUAUAGGGUUCUAUGUCAAGCUGCAAUACCUCACAUAGAUCAGGAGGAUGAAACAGACAGCAUCCUUGGUCGUAUCAUCCGCGUGACAGAUGAGGUGGUUGCCUAUCGUCAGUGGGUCCAGCAGCAUUGGUAUCACAAGGUAGCUCACCUUAUACCACCUGCCAUGAUCCCAAGCAUACAUUACCUUCAUAUGGUUGCUAUGAACCAACUACCACUUCCAGACAACACUGCCAUGAGGAUAGACAACCAAAGUAACCAGCAACAGCAGCAACAACAACAAAAGCAAGGAAACAACAAUAAUAACCCCACAACUCUGAAUAACAAUAAUUUGAGUGCAAGGACUACCACGCCCACCACAAGUUGUUCCUCCCCUUCCCCGAUACCUUCGGAGGAAGGGGGCGUGGACAAGAGUGUUACCCUGGCUGGCCAGGGUUUGAAUGAACUCAGGACCGAGUCGACCACCACUACCACAACCGUUACCACCACAAGCACCCCAACUCAGUUGGAGAAAGUUGCUGGUCCUGAGCAGGUGCAGCUUUCCCCCGAGAGCCCUCCUGUCAUUGGGAUCCCGACGAGUUCCGAAUCCGAUGUCAACUCAACUGGAACAUUGUCUUCACCUUCCUCACACGAUGAUCUUUCAAGCUGCAGUGAUGCUGAAUCGGAGCAUUCGUCUGCUUCUUCAAAGGAUAGUGGAGAUAGCAUGAUGAAGAGCCUGCCACUACCCCUGCCUCCUCCUCCUGGACGUCAUAUCAAUGCCACAGUAACAGUCACCAGCACCAGUAUGAUGACACCGUCUAUCAUCGUAUCAAGUUCAACAUCACAACGUACAGCUACUCCACCCAUUAUCAAACCAUCGGCAGUGUUGCUAGCAAGUAGUACCAAUACCACCGUCACAGGGGUCGCUUCAAAGCCCAAGCCUUCCAACAAGGACAGCGAUGUGUUGAAGAGCGUGAGCGUCAGCAGCGUAGUGGUCACGCACAGGAGUGAAGCGCAGGUUGCGCCGACGACCUCCACCGUAUCCACCACGUCGUCUCCUUCUGUGACGAAGGUGCUCCCGGCCACGACGACGGUCACAAGCAUUCAGCAACCUGUCACUUCAAGGACUUAUCGCAACAAGAGCCACCAGUAUAACUCUCAGCAGCAGCAGCAGAGCAGUGGCAAGUACCGCAGUUCAUCUGCCAGCAGCUCAAACAACAAUAAUACCACAGGGAAUGGCAGUGCCAGCGGAGGAAAGAGAUUAAAACGCAGGCAUAAACAGAACAGCGCUCCUGCAAAUCGGUGAUUGUUGCUUUAUUGUGUAUUAAGACAAUGAACCUACUUGUACAAAUUUCUAAAGGAAAUACUGAUCAAAGAACAUGCAGAAAAUUGAACAACUCUGUAUAUUGUCCUGUAAGGUAGGCAUCCAACUGAAAUGGUAACCAUACUCCAUGUAUUUCUCUUUUUUGUUUAGAAGCUGCUUUUUUAAUCAGUUGGCUGUUUGGAGUUUGUUUUUAUAUUUUGUUACGUCUGUCCACCAAGUAACCCUGCCGUCUACGUACAUUCAUUAGCGAUCACUUCCACACGUUGCUCAGUGUUUAUUGUCAUGAUGUUCUCAAAAUUUCAAACAUUUUCCUGAAAAAGCAUGUGCCUCCACCUACGACUGAAUAUCUCAUUUCGAUGACAUUUGCUGAUACGAAGGCUGUAUUUGAUAAUCCUUAUUAGAAAAUCUGUUAGGAAAAGAGCUCUUUGGGAAAAAAUCACUUGGAAAAAGCUAACAAUCCUGGAAUACCUUUAAAAAAGUUCCACAGGUCUUUUUUUUAAAUAUACUGCAUGAUAUUGAUUAUCCACAUACCGUUUUCUAAUCGGUCUAUUUGAUGGAUUUUUAUAAGCGUGUUACUGUAACUCAAGCACAUUCUAAAAUUGUUGAGGUGAGGCACUGUUCAUACAACAUGUAAAAGUUUGAUUAACGUAGCAGCUUUACAAUGAGUGCCCUCUACUUUAUAAGAAAGGGGGGUGGAGGAGCCGUGGUGUAGUUGUUCCGACUCUCGCCUCGUAAACAGAGGGUUGUGUGUUUGAUUCCCACUGCGGUCUGGCGUCCUUUGGCAAGGCGUUAAACCGCACUCAGGACCCAGGUGCUAAAGGGGUACCCAGUAGGAUGUGAAAGUCAUUGUUGCUUGUCCAGUACUGUGUGCGCCUCACCGGCGACUAACUGGAAUACUCCCCGGGAGUGGAGGAUGUGCACACAUUGUGUGCGGGAAUGACUGAUUAAAUCCGAUGACUGGGGUAAUAAGAUAUCUGUUAAGCACUAAGACACGUUCCGAUGUAUUAAGCGCAAUAUAAAGCGGAUUAUCAUUAUAGUCCACCUCCCCCCUUUCCGACUCCCAUGAAUCUAAAUGUGUUUGUGACUUGAUGCGGCAUUCGUCACAUGCAUAGAAUGAUGGGACAACAAAGUCUUCAACAGAAUUUGAUUAUAGUUCAUGACAUAUGCUGUUUAAUGGAUAAUAGAUACUGUUUUUAAGAGACCUCAAACAGUUGCAAACUUAUCGUACAAACUCUAAUGCUUCUACGGCAUUCUUUGCUAGCUGAUUUGUAACAUUAACUCCAAUUAAUAUUACUAUAUGUACAUGUUCUUAUAUUCACACGUAAGGUUCAUAUAUAAGUUGCUCAAAUAUAUUGUGUAUUUAUAUUAAAUGCCAUUGAUUGUAUAUUUUUGUCUUAAAGAGUGCAACAAACGAUCUGAUUCUCUUAUUAUUUUUUUUUCUCAGUUCAUUUUCUUAUCUUGCAGGGUCAGGAAAAAAAAAUCAGAAAAAUGAAUGUGUAUAGAUCAAGUGAGCAACUUGAACGUGUUAUAUUUUUGUUGCAUGUAAAGGGCUGUACAGUAUUUUUUUGCUCAUGAUUUUGGUGCAAAAUACGUGUAAUGUCAAUAAGGGUUAACUGAUAUGUUGUUUCAUUCAGUUGUACAUUGUUAAAGGUACUUAACCUGUUAUGUCACAUGUAGAAAGAUUAUCUUGAUUAAUCAGCUGUGCAUACUUAACAGGGUUGGCACAGUGGAAAUGUUUUAUAAAUAAAACAUUUUUAUAUAUUAAAUUGACAUGUUUUAAACCCCAAAACACAUUUUUAUGAAUGAAAAAAAAAGUUUUUGCAUCACAACCCUACUUGUAAAUGUGAUUAUUUAGGUACUAUGUCACAUCCUCACGCAGGUAAUCUUUCAAGAGUUUUAGGAUCUGUGUCGUGGGUGUUGGUUGUACCAUUGCUAAGAAAAGGGGUGUAUGAUUGAUUUUGAUGGGAAGUAUGUAAAUUGUUUAUGCAACGCAAGAGAACGAUUCAUAUAAAUGUUCAUUAUAUUUUUUACCUUGAGAUACUUAUUUUUUGUGAUUGUUUUUUUGUAUGCAAACAUGUGAAUUCAUAUUUUUGUUGUAUUUUUGUCUUCAUUGCUAUAUAUUUUUUUGUGUCACACAAAGAGUUUUAUAUACCAAAGUGCUCAAAUAGCUCCAGCCGCUAUCAGGCAUCAACGUAUUUAUAGGAUGUACAAGUGGGUUUCGUUGAAAAAUGAUUUCUUGUGUUUUAUUUUGUUGAUGAUAUUGGGGUGGAUUUAUUCCUUUUAUUUUUAUUUUCUUCACUUAUUGUGUUUGGGCGAAAAUACAAACCAUAAAUUAUCAUCACAUUUUCAUCUACAUCUGUGUCAUGCAUUGUUUUAAGAAGGAACCGUGAUCUUUGACAUUGCUGUAUUAUAUUGUGAAAUAGGGGUCCAUUUCACAUGAAGAAACUAAGAAAGUAAAAGGGUAUGGUGGGUGUGGCAGAGGAUAGGGGUUAACAUCUUUAAUAGUAUUUACCCAUUUUUAUUUUUUUUAUUUUUUUUGGGGGGGGGGACUUAUGUUUGAUAUCAGCACCAUUUUUUAAGUACUUAAAUGACAUCACGACUAUGUGAAAUUAAUGGGACUGUCUUAUGUUCUAUAAAAUAUCAAUAGAUGGGGAUUGGAGAAAAAAAAGCAGCAAUGUAGUUCCAAACUCAAGGUUUUAUUUCUGACAAAAAAAAACUUGAUCAUAUAUGCAAUAAUUAACAACUUUAUGACUCAUGUGAGAAUCAUUUUUGACAAAGAUAGUGCAAUAACAACUUUGCCAUUGUUUGAAAAGUCAUGACUGUAUUUUGUAUUCAUCCUGCAGUAUGGGGGCGGGGCGUGGGCGGGGCAGGGAUUGGGGAUUACAUCUUUACCAGUAUUUACCCAUAUGAUGCAAUAUGAAACUGGAGACUGCUUAACCCUCGGUUUGCAUUUUCGCAACAGAGGUUCCAAGUUAAAUACAAUCGCCAGUGUUACAACAGGUAUUAUGCAGAUUAUGUAUCUUAAUUAGUGGGGGAAACGUUUGUGUCUGUGAUAUUUUUUUAUGUGAAUUGAUUUGCAUUGGAGGAUAUACUUGGUGCUGUUGAUUUAAGGCAGUGAGAAACAAUGCCAUGAUGCAAUAGUCUAUCAUCAAAGUAAUUGCAUUUUACCUUUGAUCUACUUUUUCUAACAAUGAAGGCUUGUUCAGUAAGGGAAACGAAGUGAAGUUUUUGGAGCUAAAUGUUUGAGCUUAAGUCAUUUUUUUUUAUUUGAGGAGAUGACUUUUUGAGGGUUGGCACAAUAAAAACAUUUUGAUAUUUGAUUUGAAUAUCGCUUUCGAAAUGAUUUAAAGCAUUUUAAAGCAAUACAAAAUGUUUUUAUGGUGAUGUGAUGGGAUAGUGGUUUCUAAAAGUGUGCAGUCAGUUGUGGAAUGCUAUAUUUCUUGUUGAUUUCUGUAGGCAGCAUGGGAGCUUCCAACCCAUCACAUUGAACACCAUGCACACUGAGUGAAUGAAAGAUUUUGAGCAAGAAAGAGGGUAUUCAUUAGCAAAAAAAAUAUCCAUGUUACAAUGUCAUACAUCAAAAUUUAAGUGAAAUUAGACCAUUGGGAAAAUUGUUUUUCUCUUUUUUUUUGUCCUGAAAUGUGGUUAUCUUUCUUCUUGACAUUCCAUAAUGUAAUUGACAUCAUCCUGUUACACAGAUAGUAAACCAUUUCACCCACCCCAUUAUACUGAAAUAGACCAACCCCUCCCCCUUUCCUUCUGACUGGCAAAGUAAACUAGACUCAACUGAUGAUAUACACAUACUACCUAAAUAAAAUUUAGCAACAAUUUAUGUAUACUCACUGAUUCUAGUUUGUAAUGCACAAUUAUAUUUGGGUGUUGUGUAUUACUCUUUUUUUUUUAUGUGUCGUCAAAUUCUAGCACUUUUGCCGCAUGAGUUUGAAUGAUGUUAAGAAUGUUAAAUGUUUGUUUUACAGGGAUAAAUAAGAGGAUACUUGGGGUACUGCCCCUCACUGAAUUAAUCGACCUUGUUUCAAUGUUGUCAAGGGGGGGGGGGGAUAAAGAAAUAUCAACUUUUGGUUCAGGGCAUGCUAGGGGGAAAAAGUUUUUUAUAAAUGGUUUUAAUUUGUUAUGAGGGAAAUGGUUUCAGACCGGGAACAUAACAUUGAUUGAAGUUCAGACUGGUGGUAGGCUCACUUGGGACAACCAAUUUUACAGUCCUUUAUCGAGCAGUUCCAUAACUUUCUAUUGUUAAGGAGAAACAGAAGUCACAAGCCCUCUUUUGAUUGUUGACUUUUCUUCCGUCUUUGAAUACUUGUGUACAAAUCACCUAUACUUCCAAUUUUUUCUAUAUGAUUGUUUAAUACAAAAAUGUUUGAUGAGAAAUUGAUGAUGGUGAUUUACGUGUUGGUAUGGUGUUAAUGGAUGGUGUGAAUGAGAUAUUGAUGAUGAUAGAUGAUAUGAAACACCGUGGUAACUAAGUGAUAAUGAUGCCUUAAGCAUGUAAUUGACAAUGUAUGUUACACCCAUUAAUUUACUUCAUUGAUUGAAACAGAGAUAUAUAUGACAGUUUUGCUUUUCAUUUCAUUUGCAAUAUUUGUUUUUGACAACAGUUCAUUGAGAAUAUCUCAACUAUUCCUGGGGGCAAAAAUAACUUAACAUAUUUCAGUGUAAUAGCAUGUGUGCCAGUGUUGAGCACAGAUGGUGGAUGUUCUACUCUCGUUCCUUUAUUCCUUUUCACCAGGUUAAAAAAAGUGUAGAACAUUUAAAUUAUUUCCUUUGUUAUAGUUUGUUAUUAUUCAUGAAUCCAGUAAAUGUAUGAUUAUGAAGGUCACCAUGUAUGUGUUUAUACCAGACAAAUCAAUACAAAUUAAUUUACACCCAAUCAAUUACUUAUUAUUAUCAUCCAAAGAGUUCAUAAAAUUUUGUUAUACAUCAUAUCAAAGAGGGGUUUAUUGAUCGCAAAUUAUUUGGUAUUAUUGUGUAAUUGUAUGUUAUUCUUCACUCUCAGAUAUAUAGGAAACAUUAUUAGUGAUAUGACUGACCUGCCUCAAUAUUAAUGCCUGUAGAAAAUUCUCAUUUUAGAGGCUGCCGUUAGUCAUUCGCUAUUUCUACUGCGUAGUCUUUUAAAAUGACGUAUGACCACAAUAUUUUGGUGCCAUAUUCAGUCGAGUUUGCAUAACGUAAUAGACUUUCAUAUCAAAUUGCCAACAUCUCACUGAAAUUUAAAAAUGGAAUUUAACUUCAUUUACAAUGCAGUAAUGGAAAUUGCGAUGUAACAUUAUAAUCGAUUGCUUCUCACCAAAAGACUAUCAAUCUGCAAAGUAGAUUCAAAUUUGAUAAAAAGAUUUCUACAGAAAUGUUAAUGUAAUAAUAACUCGAUUUCAUUUUGGAAUUUCAUCACGUAAGCAUAUUGAUACAGCCUCUCAAUACAUAAAAAAAGACAGAAAAUUGUGAUUGUUUUGUUCAUGCUGGGAAAAAGGCAGCAAUUUUAAGGUGUUAUUUUGUGCAAGUCAAGUUGUGCAUGGUAUCUUACAAUGUCUCAUGUUCAAACAGGUUCAGUAUAAAACAAAAUUAUUUCAGAUGAGCAUUUUUUGAUAUUCAAAACAAAUAAUGCACUGUUAUUAUAUUAUUUUUGAAAUGUAUUCUUGAGCAAUCGUUUAGGUAAACUUAAAGACUUGACGAUAUAUAGAUGUGCAUUAUAUUCGACAUUUACAGUAGUUUUCAAUAUAAACCAAACUAUCCAGCACAGGAUUUCUUUUUGCCAUUGUCAAAGAUUUAUUAGUUUAUAUUCUAUGGUACUUGUCGUUCAACUGUUUUACUAUCAGAUUUUUUUUUAAUAGCACUUCCCCCGAUUUUAUUCACCACUCCCUUCAAAGCGAAGCAUUUAAUCUUAUGUUCCAUCAUAUAUUCUCAUUUCAUAGUACUAUAUAUUUUUUUGUUUUGCAUUGAAGGUACCAAAAUAAGUAAACGAGACAAAUUUAUUCCAUUGUUAUAUGGGUAAAAGCAAUGUCAGAGUACAUCUAUUGAUGUUCCUAGGAAUGUUUAUUAACUUGAUAAUCCAUACAUGCCUUUUUGUUGUUCAUGGUUAAAAAAGUUUCUGUAUAAUUUGUUUAUGUAAGCUAAUAGUGCUGUGUUGGCACAUGGCUUGAAUAUUGACCAGAUGUAAAGAUUUUCUUUUUCCUGUAUAUUGAAUUUAAAAAAAAUACAAAAAAUGAAAACCAAAAAAAAUAUGGAAAAAAAUAGAAAAAGUAAAUAUUUUAUCCUUGCAUUAAAUGUACACAAGUUGUUUUUAGUUUCAGGUCACACCAAAAAAUAAAAAAAAGACAAGAAAAGGGUAAAAGAAACAUUUUUUUGUUUAUUUUAAUCAUGAAACAUAUUUUAGAGUUUUGCAAAGUUAUCAAACUUUCAACUUUGAAUAAAAAGGAACUCUGUGUCUAUUUUCUCUACAAUUACUUUGAAUGGAUAGCAAUAUUUGAUGUAGAGACUGCUCUCUCUGCGAAGGAGAUAACACGUUUACACUCGCCAUUCUAGCCUUUUUGAAAGUUCGUCAUGACCGUUUUCAUAUGAAACGGCUCAAUUGCACAUAUGUACAUGUAAAAAAAAAUGGGAAAACGAAAAAAAGUAACCAAAAAAAUUUAUAAAAAACAACAAAAAUAAAAUAAAAAUAAAAUAAAAAUU